CCUUCAACCCUCCGAAUUUCUAUUAAGCGUAUUUUUAUAUUUCCAGUAGUUUCGAAUGAACGGCCAGAAUUUAGACGGAACAGCAGGUGACUCGCUGGGGCAAUUCAAUCUCCCGGACACUGAGUACCAUUCGCAGUCCAUUGCCAACGCGGUAGCAGCUGUGCAGCACCUCCAGCAGCAGCAGCAGCAGCAACAGCAGCAGUCGCCAGCGCCCACGCAGCCAAGGCGGUCACCGGCACCGAUGUUUCCAGGGCCCAGUACGAUCCCGACGAACUUUGCAAGCGGGCAAAUAAACUCGCCCGAGGCGCUGCAGCAGUUCCAGAGCAAGUUCUGGACAUCGCACAUGGCGAGCAUUGAAGACAACAUGCCUGACUUUAAGAACCAUCUUCUGCCGCUGGCGCGGAUCAAGAAGGUCAUGAAGUCGGAUCCCGACGUCAAGGUGCAGAUGAUCUCAGCGGAAGCGCCGAUUCUGUUUUCCAAGGCGUGCGAGAUUUUCAUUACCGAGAUCACUCAGCGCUCGUGGAUGAACGCCGAGGAGAACAAGCGGCGGACACUGCAGCGCCAGGACGUGUCGUUCGCCGCCCAGCGCAGCGAGAUGUUUGAUUUCCUGAUUGACGUUGUGCCCAGAGAGGAGUACGCCAACAAAAAGAACGCCGCUGCUGCCGCCGUUGCCAAGGAGGAGCCUGCUGGUGGUGCAAGCCAGACGCCUGCGCCAGCAGCUCCCCAGCAGCAGCAACAGCCAGCACAGCCAGCAGCAGCCCCGCAGCAGCCCCAGCAGCAGACGCCGUCGGUGGCCGAGCUUUCACAGCAGGUUCCGCAGGCAGCGCAGCCAGGCCUCGCCCAGCAGGCGCAGCCAGCGGUAGCGCAGCCAGGCACGCCCAGCCAGGUGCAGCAGUCGGCAGCACAGUACUACAACGACCCGACUCUUCAACAAUACUACGCUCAGCACCUGGUUGAUGUGCCGGGGUUCCCGCCCGUAGCCGCUCCGCCGACGGCCACCCCAGAACAACGCAACGCGUACUACCAGCAGAUCGAGCGGGAGCAGCUGCAGUGGUUCCAGCGCCAGGCACUGCAGCCUGGCUUUGGCUCGCCACAGGCCUCUUCUGUCAACGACAGUGCACCGCUGGCAGCCCAGAUCCAGCAGAGGAUGGGGGGCUCGCUGCCACAGGACCUGGCGAGCAUGCAGGCCGAGGCCGACCAGAACGAGCAGGCCUAGUUUGCUGACUUCCUUUUUUCUUCCUAUUAUCUUUUCCGACUCGUAAAUUCCGAUACUGUCAUAUGCUUGAUAAGCAGGUGUCUGGCACCAGUGCCGCGCCGUCGAUGGGCUGGGCUGGUUGCCAGGACCUGGGACCUGGGACCUGGGACCACAUCACGUGGCCGGUGCUGUGCUCCAGCCAAUGAUUAGGCUGAUAGUCACACGUGAUGUGACCGCGUUCGUCACUCGGAGCAUUUCCCUCUUUCCAAUCCCGGCAAAAAAAUCUCCUUAUCACCAACAGUUCCAC
Molecule: messenger RNA, 1502 nt
Organism: Linderina pennispora
Lineage: Eukaryota; Fungi; Kickxellomycota; Kickxellomycetes; Kickxellales; Kickxellaceae
Product: histone-fold-containing protein
Exons: 2
Coding region: 56-1216 (386 amino acids)
Biological process (GO): regulation of DNA-templated transcription
Cellular component (GO): CCAAT-binding factor complex; nucleus
Molecular function (GO): protein heterodimerization activity; DNA-binding transcription activator activity, RNA polymerase II-specific; DNA binding
Source: RefSeq, a predicted model, not a curated record